AUGAAACAAAGAGGAGACCCAAGCAGAGGUCAGCUGAGGGCUCCCAACGACCGUGCCAAACCUGUUUUCCUGGAGGGGAAAGCGGACACAGACCAGCAAGCAGCUCGCUGUCCUCCUCCUGGUACAUUUAACAGAUGCUCAGGAGCAGGAGCUGCGAGUCAGAUCGUGCACAGAACAGGCUGCGCUGGAAUCACAACCAUCUCGGGUCCAGCCAGGAAGAAGCAGCAGGUGAUCAACCAGCUCAUCACAGUGCUGCGUGCUCCGUCUCACGCCGAGUAUGACAAAGAAAGAUCUCCCAUGCCCACGAGCUUGUAA
Molecule: messenger RNA, 315 nt
Organism: Rangifer tarandus platyrhynchus (Svalbard reindeer)
Lineage: Eukaryota; Metazoa; Chordata; Mammalia; Artiodactyla; Cervidae
Source: the annotation of a GenBank genome assembly